Messenger RNA from Toxotes jaculatrix (banded archerfish), 1812 nucleotides. RefSeq names its product probable polypeptide N-acetylgalactosaminyltransferase 8. Lineage: Eukaryota; Metazoa; Chordata; Actinopteri; Toxotidae. The record is from RefSeq and is a predicted model, not a curated record. Gene Ontology annotation, cellular component: Golgi apparatus. The coding region runs from base 1 to 1812 and encodes 603 amino acids. The transcript has 11 exons.
AUGAAGGCAUACAUGCGAAGAGCUGGGCUAACAGGAGUUUUUUUACUUUUAAUAUACAUCUUCAUCUGCUUGAUCGUGAGCUGGAGAGCAGGCAAAUCUUUUCCAGAAGGAGAUUCAGAUCAAGACAUUGUGAAGAGGAAACUAGACCGGAUUGAACAGACUCUACACAAGCUGUCAAAGCUAAUAGAAGUUUCUGGUCAGAAGAGCUCCACCAAUAAACUUUUUCCACACGUGGACCAAGAAAAAGAGAAGAUUGUGGUGCCAAAGUUAUACCCAAACUCCUACCUGUUUGCCAAAUGGGGCGAUGGCCUGUCAGAAGAGGAACAGAAGGAAGCAGAAGGUCUGUUUCAGAUUUAUGGGUACAAUGUCUUCCUGAGUAACCGGCUGCCACUUGACAGGAAGGUUGUGGAUACAAGAGACAUCAGAUGUCUGAAAAAGACUUAUCCCAAAGACCUGCCGACCAUCAGCGUGGUACUCAUCUACGUAAACGAGGCUCUUUCUGUCAUUAAGAGGGCAAUACGAAGCAUCAUCACCCACACUCCAGAGCACCUGCUCAAGGAAAUCAUUCUGGUGGAUGACUACAGCACUUACAAUGACCUUGGAAAACCACUACAAGACUACAUAGAUCAGAUUCACAAAGAGAGGCCUGGACUCAUUAAGAAAGUGUGGCAUAAGAAACAAAUGGGCUUGUCCCAGGCACGGAUCUCAGGCUGGGAGCAAGCCACAGCUGAUGUUGUGGCCAUAUUGGACGCCCAUAUUGAAGCCACAGAGGGAUGGGCAGAACCUUUGCUGGCCAGGAUCAAAACCGACAGGACAGUGGUAGUGUCUCCUGUUUUUGAUAAGGUCCAUUUUGAUGACCUACAUGUGGAAACAUACGUUCCACUCUCUCAUGGCUUUGACUGGGCUUUGUGGUGCAUGUAUGAGUCCUUUAGCCCGGAGUGGCUGAAGAUGGAUGAUGAAUCGCAGCCUGGGAAGAGUCCCUCUGUUAUGGGAAUCUUUGCAGCUGACAGAAACUUCCUUGGAGAAAUUGGUGGGCUCGACGGUGGAAUGACAGUUUACGGAGGAGAGAACGUCGAACUUGGGAUUCGUGUGUGGCUGUGUGGAGGAAGCGUGGAGGUUGUACCUUGCUCCAGGAUCGCUCACAUUGAGAGGGCCCAUAAACCGUAUGCGCCCGAUCUCAACCCUGCCAUGAGGAGAAAUGCUUUGAGGGUUGCAGAAAUCUGGAUGGAUGAUUACAAGAAGAACGUGUUGAUUGCCUGGAAUGUUCCUCUUCAGGAUCAUGGAAUUGACAUUGGCGAUGUGUCUAAGAUGAAGAAGCUCAGAGAAAAGCUCCAGUGUAAACCUUUCAAGUGGUACCUGGAGAAUGUUUAUCCAAGUCUGGAACCAUGGGAUAACCUGUUGGGGUAUGGUGGGCUUCAGAACACCCUUCUAAGGCAGCACUGUGUGGACCAGGGAGCCGUUCCAGGAAACAUCCCCAUCUUGUACGAGUGCCACUUCCAACAGCCACAGCAUUGCUACUACAACACAGAUGGAGAAAUCAUCAUAGGGGGGAUUCAGUCUCACAAAUAUAACCACAACCGCUGCCUGGUUGAUCCAGGCUCUGGCAGCACUCCCACUCUGCAAGACUGUCAGCUGGCAAAGAUAAAUCAGCUACACAUGCACUGGGACUUCAGACAAGGACAAGCAAUCAGAAACAAAGCAACAAAGAGAUGUCUUGAGGUUGCCCAGAGAGAAUACUCUCACUAUGAGCUCAUCAUUCAGCGGUGCAGUGGACAGAGCUGGAAGAUUGAGCACGUCAACACCAGUUUUUAG